AAGAACCCAAAAAUAUAAACAAUAAUUUCUGCUAGCUAAAAGCGUUUAAUUCUAUAAAGUUCAAUUAAAUGUGUGUCAUAUUAAGUUAGUUUAUUGUAAAUUACCUGGCGCGAUAGUCUUGGCGAAUUCAUCUAUCGUGCAAUUAAUGUGAAAAGUGGAAAUGGAAGGAAAAACUACGAUUCAUUCUCAAGAAAACUUGUGCGUGCGUUUGUGUGUGUGAGUGACGACAUUGACCCGCCACCGCCUAGCCUGGGCCGUAGUAGCCCACAAACCGCUUGCCGUGUCGCCCCCGCAACUAAAAUGUGCCAUGUUAUAGCUUUGUUUUUAUUAGACAAAGGGGGCCGAGCUAAUGGUUAAGAAGUAGUUAACUUAUUAGGGAAUUGACUAUCAAAAUAGAAAGAAUCAAAAGAGAAUAAAUCGAAUAUGUUUAAUCGACCAGUUGGAGGAGUUGGAUCAGGAGUGGGAGGGGGAGUGGGCACUGGAACGGGGAUGGCAUCGGCUACCGCUCCCGUUCCGACCCCUUCAAGCUCUGGUGCCGCAGCAGCAGCGACAUCUGGCCCCUCCCCUCCGCUGCCAUCGCCCGAUCUCUACCUACGGCCUUUGCCCUAUUUGGAUGCCAAAUGGUUGCGCGCCGAUCUCAUUGCUUCUCUGCGCAACUCAUCCGACUCGGCAGUAUUGUGGAAUCAUCUCAUCCAGGACUGUGAGCUGGUCUCAUCCUCGGCAGCUCCAUUAAUAAACGCUCGCGGCCAAUUGUCAUAUCUGGGUGACGAUGGCAAGCACUAUUGCGGUGCCCAGCAAUUAAAGUGUUCCUGCUGCCAGCCCGAUUACUGCGGCCCCCUCUCCGCUUGCAACUGUGAUGGAUGUCGUCCCCUGGACUCGGAUACGGCCAUCAAGAAGAUGACUUCACAGGCAGCCCAGCAGGCGGCGGCCCAUCAAAGUCAGGCCACCGAUUUGAUAUUAAGCAAUUGGCUGUGGAGCCAACCGCCGGUUCAGCAGGCCAAACAAGAUUGCCAGAGAUCCCUGAUUGGUGAACUGCAAGAUUUGGCAUUGCGAGCUGCCGGCAAUUGUCUGUCUGCACAGCAUUUACGCCAGCAGCUGUUCAUCUAUGAGCGUUACUUUGUGUCUCUGAAGAGGGCCAAGGAAUUGGUUUUGACCACAACACAAAGAAAUCCCGGUCAAACGCAAUUACCCCAGCCGGAGAUGGCCAAACCCCUGUUGGAACGGGCAGAUGCAAUAACCACGGAACCAGCUGCCCUUGGUCUUGCCCGCGUCGGAACACGAGCUGCGCUCAAUUUCAGUUUCGCCUUCUUGCGUCGAGCCUGGCGUUCUGGCGAGGAUAUGGAAAUGUGCAGUGAACUAUUAAGUGAGGCCUUGGAAUCUCUGCAAGAGUUACCCGAGGGUACACUCUUUGACGCCGCAGAAGUCUCCCCCCUGUGGCUGGAGGUCAUGGAACGAUCGAUUAAGUUUCUACGUCUUGUGGCCCUUGGAGAUCCCAUGGGUGGCCGAUGUAUGGCUCCACUUAAUGACCGGCAUACGGCUUUGUGCCUCUUGUUGGAACUUGGCGUCCAAAAGGGCACUCUGGCUGCCACCUUGGAGUGUGUGGUCUUGUUACUACUAUUGUGGGAUAAGGAUAAGACAGGCAAUGAUAAUCGUGAUAUGCCCAAGAAGACGGGUGCCCCAUUGCUUAGUAUAUUGCAGCGAUACCAGAAAAUUGCUGGAGGAGCUGGAGCAGUCACCACGCUGAACAGCGGUGUAGAUUCGGCCACUUCAGCAGCAGCUGCUGCUUCCUCUUGCAUGGGCAUGGUGAGUGCCACGGAGACUUUUUUGCGUUUCCUGAUGCUGCCCAAAAGCAGUUCCGCCAUUGUGGAUUUGCGCCGUGCCGCUGUCGUGAUCAUCUCGCAUUUGGAUCGACUGGUGCAGCCUCUAAUGCCGCGAAGUCUAUUGAGGAAUAACUUUAAUAGUGCUACCACCGCUGCCGCUGCCAACUCUCCACAGCAGCGAGUCUAUGCCUUGGGUUGGCCGUCAUUGUCCAAAGAGCAACCCGGUUUCAGUGCCGAACCAUCGACCGUGACCCCAAGUUGGUCCAGUCAGGAUCCAUUGUUGGUGGGAUCAUUGCCACUUUUGAAUUGCCGCUUUCAGGUCAAACAGAUCGCCUGCAGUGAGAGUUUGCUUCUCCUGCUCAGCCAAGAUGGUAAACUGUACAACUGUCGUUUGGGCAAACCGGAACUGGAGCCACAGCCGAUUGAAGAACUUGCCCAGGAGACAAUAUUGAGCAUAGCGGGUCAUUGUGAGGGACGUCAUUUCCUAGCCAUUGACAGCAAUCGUAAUGCCUAUUCAUGGGGAGCUGGCGAAGAUCAUCGGCUGGGCCAUGGAGAUACUCAUGCCAGGGCGGUGCCCACAAAGAUAUCCGCCUUAGAUCGUUGCGUCAAAGCUGUCUUCUGUGGCUGCUCGUACAGUGCAGCGAUCACUUGGAGUGGUAAUCUCUAUACUUGGGGACGCGGCACUUAUGGACGUUUGGGGCACGGCAAUUCGGAUGAUCAAUGUGUGCCCGCCAUUGUGAUGGCUUUAGCCGAAUAUGAGAUUAUUGAUGUGGCUCUUGGUAGUGGAGAUGCCCACUCAUUGUGCUUGACAUCGGAGGGUCUUGUCUAUGCCUGGGGUGAUGGUGACUACGGCAAGUUGGGCAACGGAAAUUGUAAUAGUAGUUUGCAGCCCAUUCUGGUGGAAACGCUGCCACGCGUACAACGUAUCUUUGCGGGAGCCCAAUCCUCCAUGGCACUGACCACAGAGGGUCACUUGUAUAGCUGGGGCAAGGCCAGCUGCUUGGGUCACCAGCAAGUGGAACGAAGUGUUCAGGGUUGUAGCGUGCCGAGAUUGGUUAGCAGUCUGCAGCACAAACGUCUGGUGGAUGUUGCUGUGGGUGUUGCUCAUUGUCUGGCCUUGACCAGCUGCGGCGAAGUCUUUGGCUGGGGUCGCAAUGAUAGCCAACAAAUAUGCCCCUCUUCGGUCUCGUGCGAGCCGCUGCUCCGUUUGCCAAUCCUGGUUGGCCUGCCGACACUGCCAGCCAGCGGAAUAGCUUGCACCGCUUCGCAGAGUCUGAUCUGGACACAGAGCUCGCAACAGGGUCUGCCUUUGCGGGCACCAUUUGUUAUUGAUUUGGGUGAGCCCACGUUUCGACUGCUAGACCAAUUGCUUAGCAUGUGCAGCAGCCAGGAUAAUCGCCAGACCCCAAAUCAGGAAUCCGAAUGCAUUGCUGUGGCCUGCCUCAAUCUUUUGCGUCUCCAACUAUUGGCGUUGAUUGGAAAUGGCCUGGAUCCGCGGCAAGUGGGUCUGGCCAGUGGUGGCAGAUUGCUGAGUAGUCUCAAAACUCGAAUUCUCACACUCGCUGGGGGCAGUCAAGUGUUGCGCACCAUCCAAGUGGCCGCCCAACAGGCUCUCCAGGAUGGUUGGAGCGUCUUGCUGCCAACGGCCGCAGAGCGUGCCCAAACUUUAACCUCUUUGUUACCCUCUGAACCGGGACAAGCUUCUUCGGCAGGGCAUCGUUUCAUGACCGAUCUCUUGGUCAGCUCUCUAAUGGCCGAGGGCGGUUUGGAAUCAGCUCUCCAGCAUGCUAUUCGCCUGGAAAGUAGCUCCUGCUCUGCCGAUUGCGGCGAUGGGAUUCAUCUGCCGCUUCUUCAGCUGAUCACACGGCUCCUGGGCAAUAAUGCAGCUCUGACCCAAACCCGUCUGUCACCAUCACUGGGAAAGGAGAAGCAAGAAGAACAGGAGCCGGGCCACUGCCAUUUGGAGCCGAGUCGAAGUCCCAGUCUUAGCCUGCUACAUCGUUUUCAGCGUCUACUGCUCGCCUACAUCCAUCAGGCUGACGCCGAGGAGGAAACCACUGGGGCAGAAGCUUUGCUUGUCCAAUAUCUUCAUAGCCUUAUUCCCGCCUGUGUGUCCACACUGCAGCAGGCCCACGAAUUGGCCUUGCAGUAUCGAGAUCAUGCUGGCGAUCACCCGGUUGGUCAUCUAAGUCGCAUACUCCAGUCGGAUAUAUCGGACGCCCUGCUCCAUGAGUUGCUGGUGGGCCUGGUGCUUCUUAAACGAGAUCGGCCCCAAUGCUUGGCCAGUCUGCGAUGGGCUAGACUCUUUUUACCCCUUCUGCGAGUCCUCGACAGGCUGAAUCGAGCUUUGGGUGAGGGAGAACUGCGCGAUGGUGAUGAUAUGGGCUGGCCAGGAAUCAUUUGCCGUGGUGGUCCGAAAAGUGGAACUCCUCCAGCGGAUCCCGAAACUUACUAUGUGCGCAAAACAGAUAUGGAGAAUUUAAUAUUAGAUGGCAAUCGUUGCAUUAUCCUGGCCGGAUAUGUUUGUGAUCUAACCAACUACAACUUGGAAGUUGCUUCGGAGAGUCUGAGAGGAGUUUUGGAAACAGGAUUAGGUAAAGAUUUGACGGCAGAGUUGAGCAAUCAAUCGCACAGAUGUUCCAUGGAAUAUAUUCUUCAGCAUCAUAAAUUAGGCAAAUAUCUAGUUCAGGCAACGAACGAUGAAAAGCCAACUGCGUCUGGUCCCAGUCGGCUAACCCAUUUCAGCUCCGAGUGUGCUUUAGCCCAAUUACUUGGUUUGGUGGCGAAUCUCAUGUGCAGUGGUCCCUCGUUGCAGCCUGCGGAGCUGCAAUGCUCCAAAUUGGACAAAUCAGCUUUACUCAGUGGCGGCCUGUUACUACUCCAGCCAACGAAUCCCUUUGAUGAGGAGAAGGGAGAGGCUCGCAGCAGUCAUAGCUGUCAUAGUACGGCGGGGAAUACACCCACGGAGUUGCCACCGCCGUUGAUUCCUCUUCAACAACAACUCGGCACGGGCAGAUCGCAGCUGCAGCAACGGAUUGAUAGCUUUAUAAGUGGCCUGGCAGAGGCUAGAUUGUCGGAACCGCCCGUGGCCGCAUGGUUGACCCUCACGGAAUGUUAUUGCAAAGCCCAUAAUCUAAUGUGGCAUCAGGAAUUUGCUACGGAACAUCCAGUACAGGAAUUGGAGCGUCUUCUCAGCGCAGUUCUAAUACGACAUCAAUGCUUGGGUGGGCUGGUCUUAAAUACCCUCGAGCGUGUGGAAACGGGCGAGAUGUUACCGCCACCUAAGCAACUGGGUGAGAUUAUUGGCUUGGUGCAUCAGACCAAAUGGUCGGUGGUGAGGACGCGGCAGCAGUUGAAUCGCAGCUACAAGGAAGUCUGUGCUCCCAUUCUGGAGCGUCUGCGGUUUCUACUCUACGAAGUGCGUCCUGCUAUAAGUCCCCAGCAACGUGGACUACGCCGCCUGCCCAUAUUACAGAGAAUGCCCCGAUUCCGUUUGCUGGUGCGGCGUCUGUUGCAGGAAUUGCGUUUAGCCCGAAAACCUGCCAAGCCCGAAGAUCUCCUAAAUGCUACUAUACAACAGCAACAAGAACAAGAAAAGAAACCUCAACCCACCAAUCCCACCACCAAGCAGGAGGAAGCCGAAGAGGAGGAGGAGACAUUGCUGCGUCGCUUGAACGAGCGACAGGUCUAUGGGGAAGGUGAACUGGAUACUGUCCUCAUGCAAGACAUUGUGGAUUUCGCCUUGCAGGAUAAUUGUGAUGUGGAGACGGCUCGUCGCGCCAUGUACUGCCAGAUGCAAAGAUUUCAACUUCGUCUUGCCGGUUUGCAGUUAGUCCAGCAGCUGCUCGAACUACAUGGCCUAUUGGAUGCGGCUCAAUAUAGUCUCCUCAAUGGCUUUUUGGGUCUACACUUGAAAUCGUCUACUGGUUCUGGCGGCUUUUUGCAUGUCCUCGAGCAACUGAAUAUGGUGAGUGCCUAUCAAAAAGCCCGUCUUCUGUUGGCCCAAGCCCGAGUUCUAGACUGGUCGGUCCGAGAACUUCGACGAUUGGUGAAUCAAGAACAGCAAGGAUCUGCGCGGGGCAAAGAUAGUUCAAAUCUCAGUACCUAUGUACUCCUGAAGCGUCUGCCAAGGGCACGAUUUCUGCUCAGCGUCUUUGGCAUGCUAGCCAAAGAAUUGGGCCCCAAUGAGCUCGGCCUGCUCAUCAAUUCCGGUUUGCUGGGAACUAUUUUGGGUCUGCUAGCCCAAACUGGUGGUGAACCGGGUGUGCCUUGUAACCAAAUGAAUGGAGAACUAAGUGUACUCUACGAGGACAGUGUGAUGAAACAGAAAUGCAGUAAAGCCCAACUAAGUGGACCGGAUUUAGCCAAACUAAUGAAAAUUGGCACAAGAAUUGUACGCGGAUCCGACUGGAAAUGGGGUGAUCAAGAUGGAAAUCCACCCGGUGAAGGACGCAUUAUCAGUGAAGUCGGCGAGGAUGGAUGGGUGCGUGUGGAAUGGUAUACCGGAGCUACCAAUUCGUAUCGAAUGGGCAAGGAGGGUCAAUAUGAUCUUCAGCUGGCUGAUAGUGCUUUAAAUGUGGCUUCGCCCACAGAACCGGAUCGCGAAGAUCUUGCUGGUACCGUGGGCGUUGGAAUGGAAUUUUCACCGACCAGUGAAUCGCAUCCAUCCAAAUUGCUGAGACAUUGUGCCAGCAAAUUGCUACAGAUCCUGGCCGUGGGCAGUGGCAUGCAUGGCGCCCAACUGGACAAGCAUGCCCUGCGUGGAGUGACUAGUAUGUUUAGAGCCAUCAUUGAUCCCAAGCCAGCAUUAGCAAAUGUGGCCCACUCUCUCAACUGGUUAAAUUUGGGCUUUAUUAGAGCCAUUGCAGGUGAUUGUCCUCGGCUCUGUUUGGAGCUGAGUACUCCCAGCUGGUUGGCACAUUAUCUCUCGUUGUUGGAACAACCGGCGGGCAGUGAACGUGGCAUCUAUCGGCAAUUGCAUUGUCUACGUCUGCUGCAAUCGAUAUUGGCCCAGUGGACUGUUGAGCAGGAGCCACGCAUGGCCCCACUUGUUCGUCAAUUGUUUGCCACUCUCGGCCGGAUUGCCCUUCAUUGUCCGGGUGACGUUACUUUGCAGCCCAGUGCAGAGGGCAAGGCCCGUGUUCUACUCACUGCCUCCCAUUCGGGAAGUGUGGCCGAGGAAUUGGUCUCGCUGCUGCGUCGCUUGCAUACUCUGCCGCAUUGGAAUUCUGUGAUCAACUCAUUCCUGGCCCAAAAGCUUUGCGUCGCUGCCGAACUGCUGGGCGAGCAGACAUCCUGCUCGAAUCCAUUGGACAGUGAGCAAAUCUUUGUGCUUGGCGUCCUAAGUGCCAUGGGUGGCUAUGACUUACGUCCACGCGUGGGACUCCAAUGCUUUCACGAGGGUAGCCACAUGAUUAUUGCCAGUUUCACCCACAAAGGCAGGUGUCUGCUCGCCCAAGCUCAAGGUGCUGCAAGUGGUGGUGGUGGUGGUGCUUUUGUUAAAGUUCCAUUGAACACAGUCAUGCCGCAAUUGGAUCACAGUGUGUUCAGUCUAAGUCGCUUGCCCAUGAAUGAAAUGCUUUUAAAUGCCUGGACCGUACUCCUCUAUGGACCCAAUGCCGAGAUGAGGGAUCUGCUACCGACCACAGGCAAUUCAGAGGGACGUUUGGAUCUCAUUCAGCUGCGCAGGCAGCAACUCCAUCUAGCUGUACUCCAUACCAACAGUGUGCUGUACAGACAUCAGGCUGCUUUGCGUAAAAUUUUGAAACAACGUGCCCCUGGCUGUUAUGUCCAGGAUGUAGACCAAACAAGUGGAGGAGGCGGCGGCGGAGGAGGAGCUGGAACAAAUGCAGAUGAGUCACAUGAGGAGCCGCAACUAUCGCCCAGCAGCAGUAGAAGCAGCAACAGCAGUCAGGAUGCUCAGCUACUGAUUCAGUGCAUCCUCCUGAGAGCCACCCAACCAUCGCCAGUCAAAGCGUGCUACAGCUAUCUGGAUCUAUCCACUGCAGCUCUGAAUUGUGUGCAAUCUCUAGCCAAUCAGGCACAUGUAGAUCUUCGCGAUGGUUCCACAGCCGAUGGAAUGAUGUUGUCCACAGCCUUGGCAAUACCGCCGCAGCCCACAAUGGUGCAUGGUGUUCCUGUUUACAAUGUGGCGGGCACUAAGCAGACGCCAUCGCAGUCGGAGCAGACUCAAGAACGUCCAAAACUAACAAGUCAACUAGCGGCCAGCGAUGCUCAAUUGAUUGGACAGAUUAUGGAAAUGGGAUUCACUAGGCGCACCGUUGAGUUGGCCCUCAAUCAGCUGUCAUUGCAAGCCGAGAUAAUGCCCACACCGGAGCAGAUAGUCCAAUGGAUACUCGAGCAUCCCGAUGUCUGUGCCAAUACUAUUGAAGAGGAUCCCACUACAACGGCCAAUGAGCCCGAGCCAGAGCCCGAUUCAGACAUUGAAUAUCCCAGUACGAAUUCGAAUUCAUCAUCCUCCUCCACGUCCACAUCGGCCUCUUCAUCCGACACAGUGGAAGGACAACCGACAGCGUCUGCCGAAGCCUCCGCCGCCACUGCAGCUGCUGCUGCUGCUGCUAUGCCCAUUAAAUUUCAAUCCCGCAAGGAUUUCCAAACGGCUGAUCAUUAUGCUCUCUACGUCCGCGGUCUGGUUCGACCGGGCAUGACUGUGCGCUGUUGCCGCGAUUUCGAAGAGAUUAAGCAAGGAGACAUGGGCACAGUGCUCAUUGUGGACACCGAAGGUCUGCAUGAUCUCAACGUGCAAGUCGAUUGGCGCAAUCAUGGCAGCACUUAUUGGGUUUGUUUUGUUCACAUCGAACUGGUUGAUGCGCCACCUGCGCGGGAUAGCCUUUCUUCUCAACUGCCACGCCCACCGCCGAUUGUGGUGGGCGCACGUGUCCGGCUGCGUUCGUCAAGCCGCUAUGGCGUGUUCAACAUGCAACUGCGCACAGCAUCCGGUGUAGUCAGUUCCGUAAGGGGCAAGCAGUUGACAGUGGAUUUCCCCGAUCUGCCUGGCUGGCAGGGUCAUAUCAAUGAAGUGGAAUUGAUUGGACCGCCACCACCGUUCCAGGUGAACGCUGCUGCCAGUGUAACAGAAGCCACGCCGAGUGAUCUCAUCGAGGAUUGGUCGCGUUGUAUACGCUCCCUUACCGUCAGCUCCAAUGAGGCGGCCGCAAAGCAUCUGCUGGACGCGACGGGCAGUCAACUUUGGCAGAGCUGCUCCAGUGGCCCGUGUCGGCAUUGGAUACGUUUGGAGCUGCAUGAUCGGAUUUUGGUGCACAGUCUGGCCAUUAAGGUCAGCCCCGAGGAUCAUUCGCAUAUGCCAUCGCUGCUCGAGAUACGUGUGGGCGAGUGUGUGGACACUCUGAAGGAGUUCACCUGGAUUCCAGUGCCAUCGGGAGCCAGCAAAGUGGUGUUGAUGCAGCAGGUGCCCACCUAUUACCCGUGGAUCGAAAUUGUCGUCAAGCAGUGCCAGAAUAAUGGCAUUCAAUGUAAGAUUCAUGGCAUUCAGUUCAUUGGCCGACGACAGCAGCCAGAUUUGCAGCAUAUCCUGGCCAAUGCACAGUUUUUGGCCUGCGAGUAUCAAGGCGGAGCAGGAGCAAAUGGUGCGGGAGCUGGAACUGCUGCUGGCUCAAGUACAUCGCUGGGUGAGUCGGUGGCUGCCGAACAGGAAUUGCCGUGCACGGUAAUGGUCUGGGGCCUAAACGACAAGGAGCAGCUGGGAGGCCUGAAAGGAUCUAAAGUGAAAGUUCCCACAUUUUCACAAACGAUAAGUCGUCUGCGUCCGAUUCACAUAUCGGGCGGAUCGAAAAGCUUGUUCAUUGUCAGUCAAGAUGGCAAAGUCUUUGCCUGUGGCGAGGGCACCAACGGACGCCUGGGUCUGGGUGUAACGCACAAUGUGCCCCUGCCCCAUCAGCUGCCCGUUUUGCAUCAAUAUGUGGUGAAGAAGGUAGCAGUUCAUUCUGGCGGCAAACAUGCCCUGGCCCUGACACUCGACGGCAAAGUAUUCUCUUGGGGCGAAGGUGAGGACGGCAAACUGGGACACGGGAAUCGCACAACAUUGGACAAACCCCGUCUCGUGGAAGCCCUGCGGGCCAAGAAGAUACGCGAUGUGGCCUGCGGUUCCUCGCACUCGGCUGCCAUCAGCAGCCAGGGUGAACUCUACACCUGGGGACUCGGCGAGUACGGCCGACUGGGGCAUGGUGACAAUGCUACACAGCUGAAACCCAAACAGGUCACAGCCCUGGCCGGACGGCGGGUCAUUCAAGUCGCCUGCGGUAGUCGAGAUGCCCAGACUCUGGCACUGACCGAAGACGGGGCCGUCUUCUCAUGGGGCGAUGGCGACUUUGGCAAAUUGGGACGCGGUGGCAGCGAGGGAUCGGCUACACCGCACGAAAUCGAACGUCUAUCCGGCAUCGGUGUCAUCCAGAUAGAGUGCGGAGCACAAUUCAGUCUCGCCCUGACGCGUGCCGGCGAAGUGUGGACAUGGGGCAAGGGAGAUUACUAUCGCUUGGGCCAUGGAGGUGACCAACAUGUGCGCAAGCCUCAGCCCAUUGGCGGAUUACGCGGACGCCGGGUCAUUCAUGUGGCUGUGGGGGCUCUCCACUGUCUGGCUGUCACGGAUGCUGGCCAAGUCUAUGCCUGGGGCGACAACGACCACGGUCAACAAGGUAGCGGCAACACGUUUGUGAACAAGAAGCCGGCCCUGGUCAUCGGAUUGGACGCUGUCUUUGUGAAUCGCGUGGCCUGCGGCAGUUCGCACUCCAUUGCCUGGGGUCUGCCCAAUGCCAGUCUGGAUGAGGAGAAGCGUGGCCCCGUCCCCUUUGGCAGCACUCGGGAUCCCCUGGGUGGCAGCAGCCUUGGCAUCUACGAGACUGAGACGAGCAGUGCCGCAGCUCAGCAGAAACAAGGCGAGGGCAAAUCCACCAUCAUGGCAAGUCUAAGUGAAUCUCUGGCCUUGGAGUCGCCGGCAGCUCGACAGGCGGCCUUGAGUCAUGUGCUGCGAGCAAUGAGCAUACUGCAGGCCCGUCAAUUGAUUGUGGCCGCUCUCACUAGUCAUAGCAAAGUUAACUAUAAGGAACGCGGCGGCGGCGGCGGCGGCGCCGUCAUUGGAGGCGUUGGGGAAGGAGGCACGGCGGGCACAGCGGCGGUAACUGGCACAGGCAUGGGCAUAGGCGAUGAGGAUCAAUUGACUGGCGUCACUUUGGCUGGAGCACCUUUGCCACCGGCUGAGCCCAUUGCUCAAGGUGGCGGCGAGGCUCCGGCCGAUGCCACCGACAUGGCCCUGCAAGAACACAGCCCAGAUAUUCCCUUGGAGAUGGUGGGAGUUGCAACUGGAGUUGGCGCUGGCUUAAGUGGAACGCUACUCAGUCUGAAUGCUGGCCCAUUGAGUGCCUUCCAGAGUCUUACGGGUUCGCUUUCCAUGUCCGGAUCGCUAUCUAGCUCGGCAUUGCAACAGCACAAACACUCGCGUAUGUCGGCCAGUGCCAUGUCCGUGAUGGCCGCCACCAUGACACAACAGGAGGAGAUGCUGGCCCAAAUAAGUCAUGCGCACGGCCUGGAUGAUUUUGGUGGCCUACUGGGUGAGCCGGAGGCCAAAAGUUUGGUGGAACUCCUCAAGCUAUCGGUUUGCGGUCGCUGUGGACCUGCCAGCACUUCGCAAACCAUAGCCGACACCUUGAUAUCGUUGGGUUCGAGUGCUCCGGCCAUUGGAGCCAUGCUACUAGAGACCUGCAUCACGGAACUCGAGGAUCUGUGCACAUCGCGGCAUUGCCUGGGCAAAUUGCCCAAACCCGUAAUGCAGGAGAGCAGUCAUCCGUAUGUGGACAAUGUGAAUGUGACGGGAGCAGUUCGUAUCCCAGGAGCCGAAAUGCUGCGCCUAGAAUUCGAUAGCCAAUGCAGCACAGAGAAGCGGAACGAUCCACUGGUCAUCAUGGAUGGAGCCGGCCGUGUCCUGGGCAUGCGUUCGGGUCGAGAAUUUGCGCAAUGGGCACCCGAAAUCCGCGUGCCCGGUGAUGAGCUGCGUUGGAAAUUCACCUCGGAUAGCUCGGUGAAUGGUUGGGGUUGGCGCUUCUGGGUACACGCCAUCAUGCCGGCAGCCACUUUGGGUGAGGGUGGAUCCGAUCGAGCUGUACUCUCGCAACCCUCCAUGGCUUUGGUGAUGGCAUUACUUGACUCCAGAUUGGCGCCCACACAGCCGGGUGUCUUGAUACGCCUGGCCUCAGCUUUGGCUGCUUGCGCCCAAUUGGGUGCAUUGACCACUGCCCAGAGGAUUUGGUCUCUGAAGAAACUGCAUGCCGUUCUCCUGCUGGAACAGGCACCGAAGCCACAAGAGCCAACACUGGCGGCCAUACUCCAGCCUCUGAUCCCGGAACUUUUGCGUCAAUAUGAAUACGAGGAGCCGCAAGUGCGUGGCGGGAUUCAUCUGAUGCAUUCGGAUUACUUCAAGACACUUGCAGCUUUGGCUUGCGAUAUGCAAUUGGAUGCCUCAUUGCCUACCACCUCGGGAUGUGGAUCUGGCUCUGGAUCGGGCGGCUCUGGCUCGGCCAGCGCUUCGGCAGUUGCGGCGGCGAUCCCCUCGUGUUCAGCUUCUGCAGCAGCUGGGACCUCCUCGUCCUCGUCCUCCACGGGUGAUGUCCACAAAUGGGCUUGGUUCAAGCGUUAUUGCAUCGCCGUACGCGUUGCCCAAUCUCUAAUACGCCGUACGGAACUGCCGCGUCCUUUCUGCCUCGAGGUUCGCAAAAAAUUCGCCGAAAUGCUGCCGAAUCCAGCUGCUGGCGGCCAAUCACCAGGAGCAUCGCUAAUGAAUUCAACCACAUCGCUUACAUCGAGCACGGCCAGCAAUGUGACGCCCCCGCAGUCGACGCCUCUCCCGCUGUCCCUGAUGCUGGCAGAGCCGGAAUUUUUGAUGAACCAGCAGCAGGAUUGUGUGUUGCUUCACGAGGAUCACACGCUGUUCCAGGGACCGCACGACGCUCAGUUGUUGCAGUGGCUAAAUCGUCGACCCGAUGACUGGGCCCUCAGCUGGGGCGGAGCAAGCACAAUUUACGGCUGGGGGCACAACCAUCGCGGACAACUCGGCGGCUUGGAGGGAAGUCGCAUCAAGACACCAACGCCAUGUGAGGCUUUGAGUUUGCUGCGUCCUGUCCAGUUGGCAGGAGGAGAGCAGUCACUAUUCGCCGUGACACCGGAUGGCAAACUAUUUGCCACUGGCUACGGCUCUGGCGGUCGUCUGGGAGUCGGCGGAAGUGAUUCGUGGGCCAUACCCACACUCCUGGGCUCCUUGCAGCAUGUUUUCGUGAAGAAGGUCGCCGUCAAUUCGGGCGGCAAGCACUGCUUGGCCCUGACCACCGAGGGCGAGGUUUAUGCCUGGGGCGAGGGCGAGGACGGCAAACUGGGACACGGGAAUCGCAUGAGCUACGAUCGGCCGAAGCUGGUGGAACAUCUGAAUGGCAUGAGUGUGGCGGAUAUUGCCUGUGGCAGUGCCCAUUCGGCGGCCAUCACAUCCAGUGGACAUGUCCUGACGUGGGGCAAGGGCCGCUAUGGUCGACUGGGACAUGGCGACUCGGAGGAUCAGCUGAGACCCAAGCUAGUGGAAGCCCUACUCGGUUACCGAGCCAUCGAUAUUGCCUGCGGCUCUGGCGAUGCCCAGACCUUGUGUAUAACCGACGAUGACAAUGUCUGGAGCUGGGGCGACGGCGACUAUGGCAAGUUGGGACGCGGCGGAAGUGAUGGCUGCAAGUUGCCCUACAAGAUCGAGAGUCUGGCGGGCCUGGGUGUCAUCAAAGUGGAAUGCGGUUCGCAGUUCUCGGUCGCCUUGACCAAAUCCGGGGCCGUCUAUACCUGGGGCAAGGGCGACUUUCAUCGUCUGGGCCAUGGAUCGGUGGAUCAUGUGCGACGGCCCAAGAAGGUGGCAGCUCUGCAGGGCAAAAAGAUUAUCUCGAUAGCCACCGGCUCGUUGCAUUGUGUGGCCUGCAGCGAUGCUGGCGAGGUGUACACUUGGGGCGACAACGAUGAGGGCCAACUGGGCGAUGGCACGGUAACUGCCAUACAAAGACCCCGCUUGGUGGCCGCUCUCCAGGGCAAACAUAUUGUGAAAGUGACCUGUGGCUCCGCCCACACACUGGCCCUGUCCACAUCCCAGUUGAGUGAACGUCUGCGUCCGUUGCCCAAUCCGCCGCUGGAAUACGAUCUGGUACGUGAUCUUGCCCCGGAGGCGCUUCAUGCCCGUCUCAUACUGCUGCAUCACUUCUCGGAGCUGCUGUGCCCCUGCCUGGCCAUGUUGCCCAUUUCGGGAGAUUUGAGCUUGGGCGCCCUCAAGGAUGUGCUUGUCUACAAUAUCAAAGAGGCCGCCUUUCGCAAAGUCAUCCAGACAACGAUGGUGAGGGAUAAGCAGCAUGGUCCUGUCAUCGAAUUGAAUCGCAUUCAGGUGAAGCGUUCGCGUAGUCGUUGCAAUGGACUCGCCGGAGUGGAUGGCAUGAAGAGUGUCUUUGGCCAGAUGGUACAGAAGCUGCCGCUGCUCACCCAGGAGGCCCUGGCCCUGCCGCAUCGCGUGUGGAAGGUGAAGUUCGUUGGCGAGAGUGUGGACGAUUGUGGCGGUGGUUACAGCGAGUCAAUUGCCGAGAUGUGUGAUGAGCUUCAGAAUGGCAGUGUUCCCCUUUUGAUAAAUACCCCCAAUGGACGCGGCGAGGCGGGCGCCAAUAGAGAUUGCUUCCUAUUGGAUCCAACACUCGGUUCGGUGCUUCAGAUGAACAUGUUCCGUUUCUUGGGCGUCCUCAUGGGUAUUGCAGUGCGAACGGGUUCACCAUUGAGUCUCAACUUGGCGGAGCCAGUGUGGCGGCAACUCACCGGGGAGACCCUACGUCCAACGGAUCUCACAGAAGUUGAUCGUGAUUAUGUGGCGGGCUUGCUCUGCAUUCGCAAUAUGUAUGAUGACACGAAGCUAUUCAACACUUUGGAGCUGCCGUUUUCCACUUCGUCGGCCCGCGGGCAUGAGGUGCCUCUGUCCACGCGAUACACGCAUAUUUCGGCACGGAAUCGUGCAGAGUAUGUGCGCCUAGCAUUGGGUUUCCGUCUCCAUGAGUUCGACGAGCAGGUAAAGGCUGUCCGUGAUGGUAUGUCCAAGGUGAUACCAGUGCCUUUGCUCUCCCUCUUCUCGGCGGCCGAGCUGCAAGCCAUGGUCUGUGGCUCGCCCGAUAUACCCUUGGGUCUCCUGAAAUCUGUGGCCACCUACAAAGGCUUUGAUCCCAGUUCGGCUCUGGUCAGUUGGUUCUGGGACGUAAUGGAAGAGUUUACCAAUCAGGAACGUUCACUCUUUCUGCGCUUUGUAUGGGGACGCACUCGUCUGCCACGAACCAUAGCAGAUUUUCGUGGUCGUGACUUUGUGCUGCAAGUGCUGGAAAAGAAUCCGCCAGAUCAUUUUCUACCCGAGAGUUAUACCUGUUUCUUUUUGCUUAAAAUGCCGCGUUACUCCUGCAAAGCCGUACUUUUGGAGAAGCUCAAGUAUGCCAUACAUUUCUGCAAAAGCAUUGAUACGGACGAGUAUGCUCGUGUGGCCAUGGGCGAACCCACCGAGGCAACAGGCAGUGAGGACAAUAGCGAUCUAGAGUCAGUUGCCAGUCAUGAAGGCUAAAAAACCAAGAAGAAACACACACACACACUAGGAAGAAAGGAAAGACAUAUAGAAAGCUAUAGAGUCUAUGAAUCGUCUUAAUCUCUAUGAAUCUCACCACCAAGUUAAUUGAUCCUCAUCAUUUUAUGCUAUAUAAAAA
This is a messenger RNA of Drosophila willistoni, 15592 nucleotides long. It is a transcript of the gene HERC2, whose product is annotated as probable E3 ubiquitin-protein ligase HERC2. Gene Ontology annotation, molecular function: metal ion binding; protein binding; ubiquitin-protein transferase activity. The transcript has 11 exons. Bases 424 to 15453 code for a protein of 5009 amino acids. Gene Ontology annotation, biological process: protein ubiquitination. Lineage: Eukaryota; Metazoa; Arthropoda; Insecta; Diptera; Drosophilidae. The record is from RefSeq and is a predicted model, not a curated record.